UAAAACUUAUUUGCGUUGCUGUCAUGCGAUUAGAACUCUAAGCAGUAUUCGUUGAAUCAAAUUUACGCUUUAAAAUGAAUUUAAAAGAUAAAAAUGUUAUCUAUAUCGGCGGUUUCGGUGGUAUUGGGCAAAAAUGUUUGCAAACUUUCCUCAAAAGAGAAAUUAAGAAUUUAAUUGUGUGCGAUUUACAUGAUAACGAAGAAAUAUUGAGGUCGUUACGUGACUCGUACAGCUACAGUAAUAUAUUUUAUAUACCGAUAGACGUAACAAAAAACGAGAGUAUUGAAGAAGCUUACAAGUUAGCAGCGAAAAAAGUGAAUAAAUUCGAUGUGGUUGUCAAUGGUUGCGGUUUAAUGAAUGAUAGUUUUAUAGAUCUUACCAUUGACAUUAAUUUGAAGGGUGUCAUUCAUAGCACUUUAAAAGCGUUAGAAUAUAUGGAUGCGUCAAAAGGAGGUCGUGGUGGCGUUAUUGCUAACAUAUCGUCAGUAGUUGGAUUACAGCCAAACGGCAUGUUUGCUAUUUACUCAGCCGCUAAGUGCGGCCUCACUGCUUUUACAUGCAGCUUGGCGUAUCCCUUGUAUUAUAAAUAUACCGGAGUUAGAUUAAUUACAUUAUGCCCGGGAUUUACCGAAACAACCCUAUUGGAUUCUGUACGUGGUAAAGAAACGCUAACCGAAUACGCUGAACCGUUGGCAGCCGCUUUUGCUAAAGUUAAACGUCAAACACCCGACAUUUGUGCUGAGAUGAUUGUAAAGGCUGUGGAGAUAAGUAAAAAUGGUAAUGUUUGGAUGCUCGAUGACGGAGAAAUGACGGAAAUAGAAUUUCAAACAUUUUGGAAGCCAAAAAUGAAUACACAAUAAUAAGCAUAUCUGUCUAAUUUAAUUAUCUGAAUAUACAUAUAUAGUAUUCUUAAAGUAGAAAGAUCUUCAUUCAAAACCCUUUGAAAUGAAAAUAAAUGCAAUUUAAAAUUAAAAUGAAAAUAAAUAAGUAAGGAGGUUGAAUUCGGCCGGGGCCGAAUCUCACACACCCACCGCUAUGUUUUUCGUAUUCUACUCUCCAAGUUCUUUCAUUUGAUACCCAUAUCGCUGGUAUUAAUAGGAAAAAAAUAAUCGGUCCACUGCGCGCUUCCGCUUCCACCGAUUUUGCCCAUUUUCAAUACCAGAACUGUGUACAGAAACUUCCAAUGUUUCUACUGAUUUUGAAGUCGAUAUUUCCAUAGUUGCGA
Glossina fuscipes is the source of this 1225-nucleotide messenger RNA. Its product is annotated as alcohol dehydrogenase 1-like. NCBI's taxonomy places the organism in Eukaryota, Metazoa, Arthropoda, Insecta, Diptera, Glossinidae. The coding region runs from base 75 to 860 and encodes 261 amino acids. The transcript is spliced from 4 exons. Gene Ontology annotation, molecular function: alcohol dehydrogenase (NAD+) activity. The record is from RefSeq and is a predicted model, not a curated record. Gene Ontology annotation, cellular component: cytoplasm.